Messenger RNA from Tinamus guttatus (white-throated tinamou), 558 nucleotides. The record is from RefSeq and is a predicted model, not a curated record. Lineage: Eukaryota; Metazoa; Chordata; Aves; Tinamiformes; Tinamidae.
GAGAUCAGCGAUGCAGACGUGCAGGAGCUGGUGCGAAGGUCCAUCGGGAGGUUGACCAUUAUCCGGCAGACGUUCCCGGUCCCCCAGAACAUAAGUCAGCGCUGCUUCCGCGGCAACCACCGCAUCUCCUCCUCGCUGUGUGAUCCCAAGGACCCCUUCUCCCAGAGCAUGGAGAUCUCCAAUCUGUACAUAUAUGACACUGUCCUGCUGCUGGCAAAUGCCUUUCACAAGAAGCUGGAGGACAGGAAGUGGCACAGCAUGGCCAGCUUGACCUGCAUCAGGAAGAACUCGAAACCGUGGCAGGGAGGCCGCUCCAUGCUGGACACCAUCAAGAAGGGUGGAGUGAAUGGUUUGACUGGAGAACUCGAAUUUGCAGAAAACGGGGGGAAUCCCAAUGUCCACUUCGAAAUUCUGGGGACCAAUUAUGGAGAAGAUCUUGGCAGAGGCAUCCGCAAGCUCGGCUGCUGGAAUCCUGUCACCGGCCUCAACGGCUCCCUGACGGACAGGAAGCUGGAGAACAACAUGCGAGGAGUCGUCCUGCGCGUGGUGACCGUGCUG